AUGGUACUCAUGAUGACUCUUCUGCUCUGUAUUAAUCCCACGAAUGCAGUAGAGGAUAUCAUCAUUGGUGAGCUGGAUGGCACCAAAAAGCUGACCAUUGAUGACAUCAAAAAUGGAUUCAACCAGAGCAACAAAAACUACAUAAAAUCUUGUGACCAGUUCAGUUCAUAUGCGGACAACUUUCUCCUCACAGUUGAGAUGGGUGCAUACAAGGAUUAUCUUAUUCCCCAGGCAAACGCCACUCUGUGUGAUCUCCUCACCAGCACAACAUCUGCAAAUAAAUACGUCUAUGCCCCAAAGGACCCACGCAACAGCGACUGGGAUGGCUUCACAAUUCCCAUCGCACCGUCUCUCUACGACGAUGCGUUGGGCGGCUCCGCAGAGGGAUAUGCCACCGGUGGACGCAGUACACUAUCGUUCUGGGGAGACAACGGUGAAAAUGGGAAUCACACAGGCGGAUGUUGCGCACUGCUGCCCGAGCAGAAGGCCGCGUGGUUUCGACCGUACCGUUUACUUCUCACCCCGAUGAUUCCUGUAAUGUAUCUUUCGUGGGGUGUGGAGCCGACCCUUGCGGUCACGAAUGGUCCAGUUAUGUUCGAGGUGAAUGUGUGGAACAUGCGCAGCGAGCCGUACAAUGGAUCUGUGGAUUUUAAAAUCGUGGCAAACGGUAAGAGUACCACUGUAUCAAGUCCGACAGGACGGUAUACACACUACGGCGACCCUCCAGCGGUUGGAGACACAAAAUACAGCAUUACUGUUGAACUUGUUAAAGGACCAAUGACAGUAAACACAAAAGUGUUGGAGACGGAAGCGGAAGUUGUGGGAAAACUCCCAUGGGAUGUGAAACCAUGCGAAAAAGAUAAUAUUCCGGAACUUGUACAUUUCGGUGAAAUGGGUGCUGCAAUUGGUCCGGUGGAUGGAAAAGUAGCACUCGAGGAAGACUGGUUCGCAUCCACCAUUGUUGGUGGUGAGUCUCAAAUUCGUCCUGUAGCAGGCCAUUUCAAUACGGCACAGACUGCUGGACUACUUCCAACGAAGUACAGAUGGGAAAAUGUUACUGUCUCUGAUGGUGUAUUCAAUGCGGAGGUCCCAUGCAAGAGUAUACAGUACUAUGCUUUUUCUGUCUACAGUGCAGUGGCACAGCGAAUCGUUGUACAGUACGGAUUUGACAGUGCCGCUUUGGUUUACUUUGGUGGCAAACGCUUUGUUCCUCAACUUUCGGACGCUGAGGGCCGUGGUUCCUUUACGGUUCAAGUAACACAAGGCUAUCAUCAGGUCCUUGUAAAAAUGUUCUCUGAUGGUUCUGGAAAGGAAGAUCCCCAAACAUGUACGACCAACUCGCAGUUUUGGAUUCGUGUGGUUGGCACUGCUGUCGGCUACACGCAUGCCGUCAAGUCGGAUAUCCCUGAAGGCGCUUAUGAACUCUGGGGAAAUGACUACAUGUUUUAUCUUCUACACUUGGGAGUAAAAAAGGAUGAGUUCCUCUACGGUGGACUUGAUGAGGAUUUCAUUAACGUGCGUUACGCUGUACCGAAGCGUGGGGACCAGAUGUUAAACAAAACUUGGAAAGUAUUGGUCUUCAACAGAGGUGAGAUUCCCGUCUCUGGGGAAACCAUACCAGAGGAUAAGGAAGCGGCCGUGAAAUAUCUUGCCUUUGCUAUUUACAAUGGAUAUGACUCAACUGUACCUGUAGGUUGGACCUUUAUUACUGGAGGUAAAACUGAAUUUUUCGUUGAUGGUAUCGUUGCUUACAGCCGCCCGAGCGAUGGUGGAAGCAAGAACGAGAGUUUCACCACACCUCUUUCAAGUGGAUGGCAUGAAGUGAUUGCACGUGUUGCUGCCACAAAGGGUCAGUCGUGGUUAUUCAUGUAUUAUAUUCACUUUGACAACUAUCGUCUUGGAGGCGCCAUGAGCCCUGGUAGUAGUUUGCCGUUUGGUUUGGCCCCUGUUCGUCCUGGCACACCAAUUCCUUCUCUGAUGGAAUUGGUUGAUGAAGAAACUGAAAAUGGCGCAAUUCCAUUUGACCCAAAAAAUGGAACGGCAAUAGGCGAAAGGUUCGCCGAUAUCCCCAUCUCUCCAAGUUAUAUGCCUGGAUUGCUAUCUAAGCAGCGUGUUUGGGUCUUGGGGCAGGAGCGUCAGUUCCAAUGGGUAAGCGGGACGAGCACGAAUGGCAUCUGGAAAAACCGUGCCUUUGGUGGGAACUUCAACCAGUAUUGGGCUUUCGUACUGUACGCUACAACAGAGAUGGUGGCCGAUAUACGUAUUACCUUUCAAGGUGGUUAUGCGAUUUGGAUGGACGCCAAGGUUAUCGGUUCAGCACCCCUCACCCCCUCAUCUGAGAACGUUCAUACCGUGACACUGAAAUCAGGUUGGCAUCAGGUGUUUAUCAAGCUAAGGGCAAAGGAUGCAUUCUAUUUGGUUGAUACUGAUAGUGGCAAUACCUCUUGGACCAAUGCAAAUGCUAUUUGCGCUGAGAAUAAUGAUACAGAAUUGUGUUCACAUUCAGCUGUUUGCCCACUUGGUGUGGGACGACCAGGUGUAAUACCAGUUGAGGGUAACUCUUCCUUUGUUCCUGUGAGCUCUAACGUGAAUGAGUGGGUGCAGAUAUCAAAGAAUGGUGGUGAUGAAACCUCCUUGUGCCAUAGUUGGCGAGAAACUCAUGGUGGUGUGGGUCCUGAAUGGGGUGAGUCUGAUAAGGAGAUCCAGCAGCGUCGUUUUGUGCCAUGCUGUGAUAGUAUUCCACCGCUUUCUAUGUGGCUAAGCAUCACUCCAACAUCGAGUGGGAAGGGGGAGCUCGGCUAUACGUAUGACUACCCUAUUAUUAUUGAGGCACCAGUUCUGACAGUGCAAAACCCUGCAGCUGUCACGCAGUUGGUAACCAUGACUUCUGCAACUCCAGGUGCAACAAUAAAGUACAGCAUCGAUAAUUCAGCUGAGAUGAAGGUAUACACAAGCCCUGUGACCAUUACAAAAUCCACUACGGUCACUGCCCAAGCAUUUGCAAAUGACCGAGAAAGCCAGGAGACACAUUUAUUUGUUGAUAUCCCUUCUGUACCUUCUAUUGACCGUGCCACUUGCCUGGCGGGUGUCUCUUGUCCUUUGACUGUAAAAGGUGUGGAUCCAGGAUGGCAUAUUUCUUUUGUCAGUACGAUUAUUCCUGGGGCCGAAGUGUCAAAGUACAGGGGAAUGGACUAUGCUCUUAAGCAACAGCAAUCACUUAACUUCUCUGGUGUAAUUUCAGUUGGUACUAACAACGACAUCGUUGUCCCUCCUCUCGGUAAUGGGACCUUCAACGUUAUUGUGUACGGCAAAUCAUCUACGGGAAGUAUACUACUCGACCUUCUUGCUUACAGAAACACCCAAUUUGGUCCUAGUGAGGUUCUGGGCACCCAACAAACCGUAUUUCAAAUCAAAGGUGGCGUGAUGGACGGUGAUGCGGUGCUGAUUCCGUUUGAGACAACUGGUUCACCUGAGACAUGUGAUGCGAAAACAUGCUUCGCACAACUCACAAACAAGAAGGACCGUAUUGCCAUUUUGACAUCCAACAGUGAUGCAUCUUUUACUCAGGAUCUCUACGGCUACGAGGGCAACCUCAAUUGCCUUUGUAUCUGUCUUUCAUGCUCUCCAAGGAAAUCUGGCCAACGGGAAGUGGUGCUUGUUGAUUCCAAGGUUGUGAGCUUACCUAUUACUCUUCAUGUGACAAAGCCGACUGCCCCCACAACAGAAAGCGUAACAGCUGUUCAGCCUUCUACAGUGAGUAAUGGCACCAUCCUCGAAUUGCAUGGGAAGUUCAACAACAACACACAAUACAGUGUGGUUUUCACUCCUGCUACUUCUGCGGCAGGUAAAAUGAUUAUACCAUUGUGCACUAUUCAGAAGGUAAUGCCAGCUGUCCUGACCUGUGAAAUGUCUGUGAGAGCUGGAGUUAUGGGCAACUGGAAUGUGUCUCUCACCGAUGGUCACGAGCCCUUGCCUUUUGAGGAUGAUGUUGUUCGAACACUUCGCGUUCAGCCGCCAGAUCCAUCUGUUGAUUCUGCGUCAGGAAUGUGCGCAGUGGCAAGCGCGAGUUGUGUUACUGGAGCACAAUUAACAUUUCACGGUAUCAACUUCAACCCUGUUGACACUACGUACACAAAAGUCACCUUGGGUGACAGUGCAGCAGCAAACCCCAUCCAGUGUGAGGUGACUUCUGUAAGCGAAACGCAGCUCAGUUGCACACUUAACAUACCGAGAGAUAAGGAGAAAGGAGUGCAUGCUAUUGGCGUCUCUGUCCGCGUAUCAGAGACGGAGUGGAGUGCGGAGCAAAGUGCCGGAUUUCUUGUAUUGGGAGCAGGCGCUGAUGAGGCAGGAUGGAAGGGUGACAUCAUUCCCACACCAACGAAGCCAGCAGAUGAGGUGAAAGAUAAGAGCAACACCGCUCUUAUCGUCGGCGUUGUUCUUGGUGUACUACUGUUGAUGAUGAUCGUGGGUGUGAUUUCGUUUGUUGUGUAUCGUCGAUAUUGCUCCCGUAAAGAAGUUUGUGAGGUAGAAGCAGUGGAGUUACAUCUUCUUCAACAAGAGGAAGAAAGUGUGUGUUCUCUGAAAAAGAAAGCGCUUACUGAAAUUUAG
Molecule: messenger RNA, 4608 nt
Organism: Trypanosoma theileri
Lineage: Eukaryota; Euglenozoa; Kinetoplastea; Trypanosomatida; Trypanosomatidae
Exons: 1
Coding region: 1-4608 (1535 amino acids)
Source: RefSeq, a predicted model, not a curated record